This is a messenger RNA of Trichoderma gamsii, 1326 nucleotides long. RefSeq lists its product as hypothetical. NCBI's taxonomy places the organism in Eukaryota, Fungi, Ascomycota, Sordariomycetes, Hypocreales, Hypocreaceae. The transcript is spliced from 6 exons. The coding region runs from base 1 to 1326 and encodes 441 amino acids. The record is from RefSeq and is a predicted model, not a curated record.
AUGGUGACGAAGCCGCCAAAUAAGAUUUUGAAACCACAAUUAGCCAUCUCUCAUACAUCUGAUCUUGACGGAGUGCGAAUGCCAUCUUCGGCAUCUAUUUACCAUUUCCACUUCCAACCUCUUGGUGUUGGCUUUGGCGACUCAUUUGAGCGUCAAGCCUCCAGAUAUGAUGAAGUACGGGCAUUUGUGGACAGGAUUCUAUUGAGGUACUCCACUGAGCUCUCUUAUGUAUCGAAAAAUGAAGACCCUACGGACCUAGCAGUGAUUCCAAUGCUUGGCACAUCAGCUGAAUCGGUUGCACUCUACAUGUGCGGGAAACAUGCUCCAAACCUAACUCAAGUCCACCAGGCAUUUAGGUUACAUUGGCAAACCUUGGAUCAGUUAAGAGCUGUGAUCUCCCUUCAAUCUGGUACAAAUCCGCAAUCAGUAACCACUAGUGCACCGCUAUUAGUAGUUAUCAUGAACAUGGUUCUAUAUGAGUGGAUAGCCCCUACAACUCAGAGCGCUUGGAAAGAGCAUGUUCGUGGACUGGAAGCUCUGAUCAACAAUUAUGGUCCUGCUGCGUUCCAUCAGGAACCUAUGAGACAAGUUUUUGAACAGGCAAGAAUGCAUAUCGUCGUCGCCCACCUGGAUGAUGUGCAACAGACGUAUUUGGAAGAACCAUCGUGGCAAGAGGUUCCAUGCUCAUUCCAGCGAGCUAUUGAGACAAACCUCUACAACUGCUGUAUGCUGUUUCUCUGCGACAUGGCAUUCCAACUGGGGAGUUUGGAUGAAUUAAAGCAGUUUCCAACAUCUCAGCUUUUCGACUCUUCACGUAGCGUCUCAGAUCUUCAUCGAUUUUCCGACAGUGACGCUGAACGCGCAAAAACAACAGGGCACUAUACUGCAUUUCCACACGAAUUACCAGCGUGGAAUUUAGCGGGCUAUGAGAUAUGUCGAAGCAUUGAAUUUAUGCUGCAACCAAACCACGGACCUGCAGGAGCUUAUUUUGCCAUGUUUCCUCUUCGAGUUGCACAGCUAUUCAUUGAACCAUCAUCAGAAAAUGAGUCUAGGCCCAUGCUAAAUGCUUUUUUACAAGGCGAGUUCUGGAAUUUUACCGCCGCCAAUGGCGCACCAGGACCAAUAUCUAACGAGAUGAAAGAAGGGUCGGAUGCCAUUCAUACUACAGCAUUCCACCCUGCGAGAGAAUUUGACAACAAAAGUCACAAAACAGAGGGUACCAUCAACGAGAAAAGCGAUUCUGCCGUUAUAUUACAGUGGAUUCGAUCUAUCAUGGGGUACAUAGCAGACGUAUAUGGAUUCAGUGUGACUCGCAACUUCAACUAA